AUGAAACAAAAGUACAACGGCAACAAAGCUGAUGAAAAGAAAAUACGUUUGAGCCAAGAAUACGGGGGCUCACCUUCAAGCUUUUCUUCCCCAGCUAGGAAUGGCGCAGCAUCCUCCACACCAGCACACAGAUCAUCGCAAACUACGAAUCAACGACAAUUCAAAGACCCUCCAAGUAUAUCGGACUACACAUUUCUGGAGAAGAUUGGUCAAGGUAGUUUCGGUGCGGUUUAUAAAGCGAGAGAUAACAAAAGCAAUGGCUUAGUUGCCUUAAAAAGAAUUUUAGUGGACGACGAAAAGGAAGGGGUACCCAUCAUGGUUAUCCGUGAAAUUAAAAUUCUUAAACAAUUGGACCAUAAAAAUAUUGUUCCAUUACGUGACGUUGUGGUUGAAAGAGAUUUAGUAUAUAACCCAAACGUAGGAUUAACCCCACUACAAAUUAAGGCAUAUAUAAAGCAACUAUUGGAAGGGACCGCAUAUCUACAUCAUAAUUACAUCCUUCAUCGCGACAUAAAAGCUGCCAAUCUCUUAAUCAGCAAUGAUGGUGUUUUACAAAUUGCAGAUUUCGGUCUUGCACGUGGUAUGGAAGAUGACAAUAGGGAAUAUACCAAUUCUGUUGUUACUAGAUGGUAUAGGCCACCAGAGUUAAUUCUUGGUGAAAGGCGAUACACUAGUGCAAUUGACAUGUGGGGCGUUGGAUGUGUGUUCGGCGAGCUUAUCAAAUCAAUGCCUAUUUUACGAGGCCAUGACGACUUUGAUCAAUUGAAAAAAAUAUUUAGCUUAUGUGGCUCACCCAAUCAGAACAACAUGCCCAACUGGGAUAAGUUACCAAAUGCUAAGAGCGUCAAGUUCGAAUCAAGCGCACGACAUGUUCGAGAUGAUUACAUCAGCUUUGAUCCUGUUGCUGCCGAUCUGAUUGACAAGUUGCUGGUUUUGGACCCCAAAAAACGAUUAACAGCUACAGAAGCUCUUGAUCACGAUUAUUUCUAUUCUUAA
Molecule: messenger RNA, 996 nt
Organism: Mucor mucedo
Lineage: Eukaryota; Fungi; Mucoromycota; Mucoromycetes; Mucorales; Mucoraceae
Product: kinase-like domain-containing protein
Exons: 6
Coding region: 1-996 (331 amino acids)
Biological process (GO): protein phosphorylation
Cellular component (GO): nucleus
Molecular function (GO): cyclin-dependent protein serine/threonine kinase activity; ATP binding
Source: RefSeq, a predicted model, not a curated record